AUGAGCUCCGCAAAGGCCAAACCACGGAAACGAAAGCCAGCCGCUACGAAAGCGCCAGCAGCAACCAAGAAGCCUCGAAAGCCGCGAGGCAUGAUCGAACUGCCUGUAGGAAUUAUCUUGACAGACCUGACCAAGAAAACAUGGAGGAUUGGAAGGUUGAUCGGCUGGGGUGGAUUCGGAGCUCUGUAUCUAGGUAUUGAAAUUUCCUUCUACCGCUAUAACAAAGCCAUAAUUACCCUAAGAUUUACCUAACAGGAUGCGGCAAAACUUUGUGUCCACCACAUUUUCACUAGAAAUGUGAGAAGUUGUUGGUAUGCUUUGUUGAUUGACGUAUAAAAUCCUUCUUAGGCAUGUUGUGGUGGGGGGGCAUUUUACGUUGUUAUUUGCACUUGGCUUCAUUACUGUCACAGUUUCAAACCAUCCUUCUGUCAUUUUGAACCAUCAUUUUAUAUCUGGCAAAAUGUACAUGAAAGUUACAUGAAGCAAUGCCAGCCAGCAGUUGUCCCCCAAGGGUUAGUAUGUGGGGUGGCUGGGGAUUCCGUGUUUGUUUCUCACCCUGGGCUGUUUUUACUGAUUUUUACCCCCACCCUGCCCAUCCCUAUUGGCAUGGUAAAGUACUGUGUGCAGCAAUUAUUUUAGUUUCCACUGAUUUUCCGUGUGACGGUGCCUGGUGCUUGCUGCUCACAGGGUUGUCAUGGAUACCCUAUGCAUUCAGCUCUGUUUGUCUUAUGGGUUCACCUUAUUCAGGCACUAUUCCCCACCCUCAUUCGUUGUUGAUGAGUUUAACCAUCUUAUGCGAGUUACUGUUUCAAGACCUAAUGACUUGCGGAAUUUUAUCCUAACAGGGCCUCAGUUGUCUACCAAAUUUAUGUGAUUGUGCAGGUUUGAUCUAACUGUGUGGCCCCAUACCAGCGCACCCUGUCAGAUAAGCACCCUUCAAAAUGUUGAUUUUCUUCUGUCUAUGAUGAUGAUGAUUUUUUCUUUUCAACAGCUUCUCCAGAUAAUGGAUCAGCUGUUGGUGAAAAUGCAGAACAUGUGAUUAAAGUGGUAAGAUCAUAAAAUAAAGAAUUUGCGGCUUCCCAAGAUUUUAAAUUUAUUCAAAAGAUAUUUCAGUAACAAGAAGUGGACAAAAGCUUACUUUAAAGCCUAUAUAUGUAGUAUUCAUACUCAUAUUUUGGUGGCUGGUUGGAAUUGUACAACCUGCAUUCUUGCAUCACUUUGCAAGGGCAUUCAAGGAUGUAAAAAGUUUGUUUUUUUAUGGAGGAUUACGCCUGUUCGCCGAGAGAUGUGAACGUGAAGCGCUCUUUGGUAUUUCCAUGCACUUCCAAUCAGUCUAUACUCUAGCCUCAAGCACACUCUAUAAACUAUGAUUACUAUUCGCAAUACAACCACCACUGGCUGGUAAAAUCUGGUCAUAAAUACAGGGCAGCAUCCUGGGGUCAACUUAAUAAAACUUUUACAAGUGAAUUUUGCAAGUGUAGCCAUUGUUUUGGCUCGGUAAACAAUAGCUACCCUUGUAUAUUAUACUUGCAGAAGUUUUAUUAAAUUGAUCCCUGUGUUACCAAGCCUUUUCUAAACUGCAUAAUGACAAAAUGAUAAAACAAUAGCCUGCUGGACAUCACACAUUAUUAAGCAAUAACAAUGGGCUGUUAAGAACUUACCCUCUUGCAUUUUGUUAUCAGACAAAUUAAAUAGACAACAGAAGAAGCAAACAAAAUAAAUAAAUCGAAAAAAGUGUCAAAUAUUUAAUUCCUUUUUAUUUACAGGAACCCCACACCAAUGGCCCAUUAUUCACAGAGCUUGCAUUUUAUCAGCGUGUGGCCAAGCCUGAACUAAGUAUGACCAAAAUCACAUUUACUAAAUUAACUAACAAUGCUUGUCUUUGUGCAUGAAUUUAGUUAGCAUGAUGUAACUUUUUAAACCAUUAAGGUGACUCGACCCAGUUUUUUUGGGGGGGUACCAUCCUACUUUGAAGCUCUCUGGUAUCCCCACCUUUACUUUUAUCGUAAGUCUAACACAUAGAAUGGAUAACAUAUAGAUCAAUCUACAAUAUAACAUAAAAUUUUUGGCGAUCGGAGUAAAUGUCACGUGGUUAUAAUGCCACGCCCCUUUGAGGUCUGAGUCGAAAAUCUGCUGUUGCCGGCAUUUUUUCGUGAAAAUCUCUCGGCUACACAUAGUGCGCAUUAGUGCCUUGCGCUGAACAGAGUUUCACCAAAAUCGCAAAGACCCAAUUCGAGAAAUUCAGCGGUUUCCAAAUUUAGGUCAUAAUUUAUGCGAAAAUGAUAAGCAAACUUUACACGGAUUAUAUCUAAUAAACUAUGAGAUUCAUCUCUUUAUUUUGGGCAUCGUUAUAACAGAUGGGUCCUUGCAAGUCAGCAAAACGCUUUAGGGCCUUGUAAAUGCGCGCGAUUUCGAGCAAAGCAAACAUAUAGAAAUUAUAGUUUUCGCUAUUUGUUGACGUUUGUCAGCGUUUAAGAGUCCUUCUCACGAAAAAAGCAUUUUCUUAAAAAUUCGUAGUUUUUUUUCCUUCAAAUUUUUUCAGGGCCACAAUUGAUUAACUAACUACCCGGACUCUGAAUUUCAUGGUCAUUGAAAAACUGUGACAUUAUCUUCUAUAAGCCCAAACUUGAGUAAACAUUGAAGAUUUUUAGCGUUUUGGCUGAGUUUGUGCUUUGGGAGUUGUCUAUUGUUUCUAGUCUGUCAUUAUACAGCAUUCUUGUUCAGCACGCGUGCAAUGACCGCGCUUGGCUGACUUCCGAAUGCUCACCGAGAUAUAAUAAUUUUGGUACAGUGAGACAGGCCAUCGCGUGAUACAUAGAGGUUUAAGUCACAAUUUUUAAUCAAUUCUCGUGCUUCUUGUGCCUUUGCAAAAAAAUCAAGAAGUGCUACACACUAAAUCUACUUACUAUUAAAAAAAUAUCAUUUUUUCAUAGGUUUAAUGCAAGCCAAUAAUUAAACCAACUCGUGACGGGAAUAUCUCGGUGAGCAUUCGGAAGUCAGCCAAGCGUGGUCAUUGCACGCGUGCUGAACAAGAAUGCUGUAUAAUGACAGACUAGAAACAAUAGACAACUCCCAAAGCACAAACUCAGCCAAAACGCUAAAAAUCUUCAAUGUUUACUCAAGUUUGGGCUUAUAGAAGAUAAUGUCACAGUUUUUCAAUGACCAUGAAAUUCAGAGUCCGGGUAGUUAGUUAAUCAAUUGUGGCCCUGAAAAAAUUUGAAGGAAAAAAAACUACGAAUUUUUAAGAAAAUGCUUUUUUCGUGAGAAGGACUCUUAAACGCUGACAAACGUCAACAAAUAGCGAAAACUAUAAUUUCUAUAUGUUUGCUUUGCUCGAAAUCGCGCGCAUUUACAAGGCCCUAAAGCGUUUUGCUGACUUGCAAGGACCCAUCUGUUAUAACGAUGCCCAAAAUAAAGAGAUGAAUCUCAUAGUUUAUUAGAUAUAAUCCGUGUAAAGUUUGCUUAUCAUUUUCGCAUAAAUUAUGACCUAAAUUUGGAAACCGCUGAAUUUCUCGAAUUGGGUCUUUGCGAUUUUGGUGAAACUCUGUUCAGCGCAAGGCACUAAUGCGCACUAUGUGUAGCCGAGAGAUUUUCACGAAAAAAUGCCGGCAACAGCAGAUUUUCGACUCAGACCUCAAAGGGGCGUGGCAUUAUAACCACGUGACAUUUACUCCGAUCGCCAAAAAUUUUAUGUUAUAUUGUAGAUUGAUCUAUAUGUUAUCCAUUCUAUGUGUUAGACUUACGAUAAAAGUAAAGGUGGGGAUACCAGAGAGCUUCAAAGUAGGAUGGUACCCCCCAAAAAAAACUGGGUCGAGUCACCUUAAGGAUAGUUUAAGACCCCUAGAUAUCUGUGUUACACCGUGAGCCCUUUCAGUGUCAGGGCAAUCCGUGCACAUAAAUAUGUUUAGCAAACUGUUUUAAUAAAUACAUUUAAAUGUUUUGUUUUACUAGUAAACAGCUGGUGCAAGUCUCGUCGACUGAAGCAUCUUGGCGUGCCCAUGUUUCUUGGUUCAGGGUCUUUUGAUCAUAACUCCACCAAACUGCGAUUUUUAGUGAUGGAGCGGUAUGGGAAAGAUGUUGAGGAGCUUUUUCUUAGUAGUGGCCGUAGAUUUGACGUCUCAACUGUACUUAUGCUUGGUCUGAGAGUUGUAAGUAUUUAAUGUGUCUUCAAUUUUUGAUUCCACAAAAACAAUGGCAUUAACAGGUGAUUGUUAACAUAAAAAUCCUUUCAAUUUGUAUUUGGGGGUUUGUGAAAAGGAGGUCUACACUGUAAGUGACUUCUGAUAAACUACCUAUUAUAUUUCUACCAAAAACGUGAUUGUGAAAGAAACACCAAGACUCAGUCAGGGCUGUGUGCCUUUGCAUGUAUUUUCUACCUGAGUUAUUUCCAUUUAUUCUCAUCCCAGAAUGUUGUAUUUAGUUAAGUGUGCUUUAGUUUGUUUUUUGACAAAGCUACUUGCGAGACUGUUGACCUGACAUCAGUGUUGUAUUCUUGCAUGAAGGCAGGAUGGAUAUCUUUGUUUGGUUAUUUGCUAUUUAACCUUAUUGAAAAAUUGUUUCUUUAAUAAUUAUCCAUCAGCUUGAUGCUCUGGAAUAUAUUCAUGCACAUGAAUACACCCAUGGUGACAUAAAAGGUUCUAAUCUAAUGAUGGGAUUCGCCAAAUCAAGAACUGGCCAAGUAAGUCCUUCUUCUUUUAAUACUGAUAUACAUCCUUACCAAAGUCCAAUAUCUGCUGACUUGCAUCACUUGAUGAUAUCACAGGCUUAAGUGCAUUACCCAGAUGCAUUUUUUUUCAAAACUUACUCACUGACCAAUGCUCAAGUUUUAAUUAUCUGUGUUAGAGGUAUUUAGCAAGAUUUUUUUUUAUUUCUGCUUUAGAAUGAGUAAAUGGGUGAUAAACAUAAGGAGAAAUGUUGAUAUUUAACAGGAGCUUGGUUAAACCUGUAUAUUAUUGUUACUGUUGUUUGCAGGUUUACCUGCUGGAUUAUGGCCUUGUGUAUCGUUUUAAUCCUGAAGGAAAACACAAAGAAUACAAAGAGGAUCCUAAAAGAAAACAUGAUGGCACAAUAGAGUUCACAAGCAGAGAUGCACACAAUGGCGUAGGUAAGAUGUGUUGAAAGUGGUCAGUCUCAACCAUCAUCAUUCAAUCAUACAUCCCCAGGUGCCUGAAUUUUUUAAAAUGUGUUGCCGCAGGGGGCGCACACAAUCUCUGUGCGUAACCGAUUGUUUAUAUUUUACAGUAAACGUACUAGAUCUACCGUUUGCUUCACCUCCAGCGAUAUUAUCACUAAGUAUCUGUAUAAAUCACUGUCAAAUAAGCCUGUUUUGAUUUUUGUAGUUACCUCUAGGCGUGGUGACUUGGAGAUCUUGGGUUAUGUUAUGCUGCAGUGGUUGUGUGACAGACUUCCAUGGGAAAAAAAUCUUAAUGACAAGGAAUAUGUUAGGAAUGAAAAAACAAGGUAAACAAAUUAUGCCUUACCCAUCAAUCAUCAAAACUACUACAUUCUUUGGCUUUUUAUGACACAUGCUAAAUAAUUUUUAAGUAGUUCACUGGAAGGUUUUCUUAUCAUUGAAAGAAAUUUCUUUGUUGCUUCAAUAUUAAACCCAGGUAUUUAAAGUAAAGAAACAAUUUUGAGAUUGUAUUUUUAACAUUGUUUAUUUUCUAAGAGAACUUCAUAACUUUUAAGGUAUAUGAAUGACAUACCAAAGCUAAUGAAAGACUGUUUUCAUGGAAAUCACCCUGGUAAGUGUUUUUUCUGAAGAAAUUCUGUUAACGAGGGUCAGGAGCAAUCUCAAAUUGAUAGACAGUCAUCGAGGUUCUGGACCCUCUUGACAGAUUUAUUUUAUAAAUUGGUUCAAAGGUAAACUGAUAUGCCAAGCACAAUGUAUCAUUUACAAACAAAACUUAGACGAAACACGAAAAUUAAGGUUGUUGCUUAAAGAUUAUAAAGUUGUUAUGGUAACUUGAAAAGUCUAAAAGGAAACUGUAUAAAGGUAUUAUUAAAACGGGUAACUAAGCUUGGCUUGCUAACAGGUAUCAUGCAGAAGAAUCCAUUAGCUGAACUCCCAUCAGCCAUUUUAUUGAAACUUUAGAAAAAUCUUAGUUAACAAUUUAUGCACAGACUUGAGGAAGUGACUUGAGCCAAACUGAAAUAUGUUUGGGGGCAUUCAACACGUCUAGUAACGUGUUUCAACCCCUUUGAGUUUCUGGUCAAAUGGAAAACUAUUGAAGAAGGGUUUUGUUAAUUCAGAAGAACUGAAAAUGGAGAAAGAUAUUUUGAGCCAUGUUAGACUGGAAAAUAUUUUAAAUAAAUUAUUAUUAUUAUUAUUCAUUCAAAAUAUUUCCUUGAUUCUGAUUGGCUAAAAGCACACGCAUAAUUCACCAUAACCAAUUUUUGAUGACCAAAUUUGGAAGAAUUUUGUGUUUAACAAGGAAAUGAAGUCAAAAAUGCAGCGUUCGUGCAGGUUAAGGCACCGUUAACCGAGAAGACCUGGGGACGAGGUUGAGUUGUUUUGGUUGUGAACUUGAAAAAUGGUGGACAUUUCACUUGUUUUAAGAGUAAGAACUAGGCAAAAAAAUAACUAAAAAACAUGGCAAGAACAGCAAGAAGACAACUCGAAGGGUGACAUCUGCUAUUUGGAGAAUAUUUGCGGAGCUGGACAAACCUAAACGUGCACUAUCGAAGAUGAACUUAACAUUGAUGGAUCAAUGGAGGUAAGCAUGUUUUAGCCCUGUUUUUAAACUAGGAAUUAUUUUGACUGAAUAAUAAAACAAUAAUAUUAUUGAAUUCGGCUUUCGUAUCAUAUGAAGAAUUAUGGAGAUCUUGGCGGGUGUUAUCCACCUCGGCCUACAGCCUGGACGGAUAACACCCUCCUCGAUCUCCAUAAUUCUUCAUAAGAUACUCAGCCUCAUUCAUUUAUUGUUAAUUAUAUAUUUAUAAUAAUAUAAUCUAUAAUUUAUAAAUUUAUAGAUUAUAUCCCUCUUCAUUGCAGUGGAGAUCCAGAGAUAUCUUGAGUAUGUCAACACAUUGAAGUACGAGGAAGAACCAGAUUAUGAACACAUACGCAAACUGUUCAGAGAUGGUCUCAAAAGGAGAGGAUGUACUGAUGAUGGAAAAAAUGUCAAAUUAACUUCAGGGAAGGCCAGCCCACCCUCUACAACUGCUUCAACAGAGUUGUGCAAUGGACAUGACAAAGUGGAAAAUGAGACCAGGGAUAAUGCUUCAAGACAGAAAAGUGGAGCUAGGGUAAGAAAUUGUGUCUGCUAAGUUUUAGUGUUCAGUGGAAAGAUGUUUGGGAUCAAGGCUAUUAAAGAGUAAUGUGAAUAACAUUUUAAUUAUGUAACUCAUCAAAAUCAACAUUGAUUCAUCUGGUGCAUUUUCAUUUUGUAAGAACAUUACACAGUGUAGCAGCUCACCCAGCUUGUUUAGGUGGAAAAUAAAAUCUGGCAACUUGAAUGGGAACUAGUUACUCCAUAAUACCAGUAGUCACAGUUAAAGGGUCGAUGAGAACUUUAAAAGUAAAGAAACUGCAAUCAUUUUGCAAGUCACAAAGGUUAUUGAAAAGGGUUACCGGUAAUUAUGUAAAAAAAUUGAUUUUGUGGCAUAUUUAUUGUAGCUUAAUUUUCAUCAGAGUGAAUUAUCCACUCCAGAAAGUACCAUAACGUACCAUAAUGCUCUUUGUUUGCCCCCCCCCCCCCCCCCCCCCCCCUUUUUUUUUCCCCCCCCCCCCCCCCCCUCGCCAAAUUUUGCAUAAGCAUUGUUUUCAAUUUCUAGUCUUGGGGCCAUUUUAACUCCCAAGAGAAACUGAAGACAAUGCUUAUGCAAAAAUUUGGGGUGACAAACAAAGAGCAUUAUGGUAUGUUAUGGUAUUUUCUAGAGUGGUCAAUAAUUGACAAUUAGAAUUCACUCUGAGAAAGAAAUGUACAUCAUAACAGAUCUGACAUUGGCAUGCCAAUAUUUUUACAGAAAAGAAAGUCUGAAGACACAUACAGCCCAUCAACAGGAAAAAAAUCAAAAGCAAGUCCAGUAAAGAAAGUAGCAGCUGCAAAGAAAGGAACAAGUGCUGCAGCCAAGAAGACAGCUGUAGCUAAACCACAAAGAGGAAGUCCAAGAAAAAGAAGACCAGUUAUGGUGGAUACAGCAACUUCUCCAUGACCUGGACACAGCCAUUACCAUUGUGUUAUGAUGAAACAUGUCCAAGAGAACUCAUAGCAGAGGUUCAAGAAACUGUUCUUGUUUUUUUCAAAGGAGAAACCAAAGGCCAAUAAUGCCCAGUAUUGUUUUAUUAUUGUUGUUAAAUUGGCAACAAGAGUUGACAGUACCAACAGUAAAUUAAGGGUUUUAUUUAAAUGGCCACCUAAUAGAAUUUGACCUGUUUGAAUACUUAAAGUUAGAACUGUCUUCAGCCAGACAAAACACAAUAUUAAUAGUUCCUCAGGAGAGGAAAGUAUUAGUGCAAUGAAUGGACACAUUAAUUUAAGGUUUCAUCCAACACUGCUUCAAGUUAUUUUAUUAAUGUUCCAGUUUCUACACGUGUACUACAGGUUUGUACAAAAAUAUCUUGCCUACAAAGUCACCUUCAAUAUUAUUGAAGCCUGCCUACAACUAACAAAGUACUUUUGUGGGUUCAUAUUAAGUUCC
This is a messenger RNA of Porites evermanni, 8643 nucleotides long. The record is from the annotation of a GenBank genome assembly. NCBI's taxonomy places the organism in Eukaryota, Metazoa, Cnidaria, Anthozoa, Scleractinia, Poritidae.